AGGCGCUUCAGUGCGAACGUGUGGUCGUGUGGCUCUUCCUGCUCAGUUGAAGUGCGGCAUUUUCGGAACGGAACCAAUCGAAACGUUGAGUUGCCGGAGCGUGGAUCCCUUGGAUAUUUGCGGUCGUUGUGCAAGUGCGCGGCAGUCACGUACAGCCGUUGCAACAAAUCCAUCCAUAGCCGUAUAAUGAACACAAAUAUCCAAAUUAUUGUAACAAAGUAGUGUACUUUCGAUAUGCGCUGGCUGAUUGAUUAACACAUCACCUCCCACACACACAAAAACACAAACUUCGAGACUUACCUGUGGGUGCCAUCGCAAUCCACUGAAAAUUGCGCGGUUGUGCAUCAUCAGCGGAGAACGUUAAAAGUGCCGCGACUGCAUUGUUUUGACUUUGAUCGUGUAUCGUGGUCUCAGUACCUUUUUUUUACAUUUUUACCGAAAGCCCCGACCCCUCAGAACCCCUCAGAGAAAAAUAAAAAAAAAACCCCCAACAAAAUAACUAAGGCAACAACCAGCGAUCGUUGCAAGGCGCGUGCGUGUUGUAACUUUUGAUUAGCCACAGAGUCGGAUUCGGAUUUGGAUGGGGAUUGGGAUCUUCUAGUGCGCUUGCUUGCGUUUUUCGUAACUUAUCGCCGCCUACAUCGCCUCUUGCAUUCGCCGGCGCUGCUUCUUUUUUCUUACCAUAAUCAUCUUCAGGGCCCAACUCUGCAGCCGGCUGAAAUGUUUGGCCAAUUUGUUGCCGUUCGGGCCGUAUAACAAAAUCAAUUAUAUAAUUUUUAUAAUUUCCACACACUUGCCGAUCAAAACGCAGAAAUCCCCGUAAAAAUCAAUUACACAAAAGAAGUGAAAGAGAGAAGAGCUUUUGAAUAGCGACGGUUCGCGGUGCUAAUACCGAAAGGAAACUCCCCGACAAUCGCCAAAAAAUUGAAAAGAAAUAAAUUAUUCGAAUACAAAAUGUCCAUAAAUAAUACAAGACUGGGGACCCUGCUGGUGCUCCUCGCCGGGUGCUGCUACCUCGGUUAUUUCGUAGCGGAGGCGCAUGUGGCCCUCACCUAUCCACCUGCCCGCAAAUACGACCUGGACUUUUUGGACAAUUCCCGCACCAAGGCGCCAUGUGGCAUGCCAAAGGGCUCGAUACGCACCUCCCUGCUCUCCGGAUCGCAGCUCAACGUCACCUGGCACUUGGCCUAUCCGCACAAGGGCGGCUUUCGGUUGCAACUAUUGGAUGCCCUUGAUCGACCUGUUUUGGACCUGACGCCCCAUGUGAAUAACUCGGAGUUUGUGCGCACAGAUGUCACGGCCCAGGCCUAUCAGGUGACCAUACCCAAGGACUUUGAGUGCUUCAACUGCACCCUGCGGCUGCUGCGCCAGGCUGAUGAAUGGUCCAAUAGCUACCGCUUCUGGUCCUGCGCGGACGUGGACAUUAGGCAGCGCAAGGACUUCAAGGAAACCUGCUCCGGAAAUGGGAAGUACUUCCCGUCGCGCUGCAAGUGCGACAAAAACUUCUACGGCCCGCAGUGCCAGUACAAGGACGAGUGCUCCGCGGAUGCUGACUGCGGUGUCCAGGGCAAGUGCAUUGACUUGGGAGGCACCUCGCUGCCCCAGCGACAGUGCUACUGUAACUUUGGCUGGUUUGGAAUCGGAUGUAACAAGAGAUCGCCCUACAAGAGCACCGACCUGGACCUCUCUUCAUACGCAAAAAAGGAGCUGUCCCCCGACUACCACGUGUACUGGCGCCUUCUGGAGGAGCAGAAGGAGAUCGAAGUGGUGCUCAAGGUUAACAGCACCUCGUGGGUGGGACUGGGCUGGAGGCCACGCCACCUGACCCCGGAGUGCAAGAACUUCCCGUUGGUUCGGGACAUUGGAGAUCUGACCACAACCUUAGAGAGUCCUGCGCCGGAACCUAAGAGCGAACCAGAGCCUAAGAGCGAGCCAGGAAGCGAGGCAGAGCCAAAGAGCGAACCGAAGAGCGAGCCUAAGAGCGAGCCGAAGAGUGAGCCAAAGAGCGAACCAGAACCUAAGAGUGAACCGGGCAGUGAAGCCGAGCCAAAGAGCGAGCCUAAGAGCGAACCGAAGAGCGAGCCUAAAAGCGAACCGGAGCCUAAGAGUGAGCCUUCGAGCGAGCCCGAGCCUAAGAGCGAACCUAAGAGCGAACCAGAGCCUAAGAGCGAGCCAGCAAGUGAAGCUGAGCCUAAGAGUGAGCCCCAAAACAAAGCGGAGCUUAGAAUCGAGCCUAAAAGCGAACCACAGAGCCACGCUGAGCCUAAGAGCGAACCAAAGAGUGAGCCUGAGCCUAAGAACGAGCCAGAAAGCCAUGCAGAGCCCACGAGCGAGCCUAAGAGCGAACCUAAGAGCGAGCCAGAGCCCAAGAGUGAGCCUAAGAGUGAACCGUCUAGCGAACCAAAACCUAAGAGUGAGCCCGAGAGCCAAGCAGAGCCCAAGAGCGAGCCUAAGAGUGAACCUAAGAGCGAACCUGAACCUAAGAGCGAGCCGGAAAGCGCGGCCGAACCCAAGAGCGAACCUAAGAGCGAGCCACAGAGCGAAUCAGAGCCUAAGAGUGAACCUAAGAGCGAGCCAGAGCCCACAAGUGAACCAAAAAGCGAACCGGAACCCACAAGUGAACCUCAAAGCGAACCCGAGCCCACAAGUGAACCCAAAAGCGAACCUGAGCCGACGAGUGAGCCAGGAGCCGAUGCCAAGAAUGGCGCCAAGUCCAAGAGGGUGGCCAAGGAGCACUCCCCACUGGAAGGAGUUACCUCUGUGUCCACAAGUGUCUCCUAUCGCGUCAGUACCAAGUCUGAUCGUCAACGUCGCGAAGCUUCAGAUUCCCCCAAGUAUCGACUGAAUCCAUACACACCCCGUCACGACUUCAACCCCAUGGACUGCACGGAUAUAGUGAUCGGAUCCGCCCGCGGCAUGGCCAGUCGAGUGGGAGACUAUUACACCCGAGAUCGUUCGACGCCACGCAGCGACGAGUUCUACGGAGGAAAGUCAAACCUGGCCUUGGGAACGGGCUUCGAGGAGAACGGCGUUACCACAAUCAUCUUCCGCAAGAAACUGGUCUCCAACGAACCCACCGACCACACCCUGGACGAUGCUCUGACUCACGUGAUCUGGGCCAAGGGCCAGGAACCAAACAGCUAUGUGCAUGUGCCGGCCUCCGGCCUGGAGACAGAAGCUUCGUCUGUCAAGGACUUUUAUCAGCCGGACGAGCUCAAGUACCACGGCCACCAGAUGCAACGCGGCGCCACGCAAAUCAACUUCUUUGAAAAGGAUAAGCCCGCCUCGAGCCCGACUGAUCGCAGUGAUCUCAGUACGAAUGUCCUGGACAACGAUUGCUACGGCCACUGGAAGUACCCUUCGAACUGCUCGCCGGAGGAGCACACCUGCGAGUACUACGCCAGCUGGGAGACCGCCGGCAAGGGCGACGAGAUGCGCUGGCACAUCGAGACCUCGAACACCCAGACCUGGACUGGAAUCGGCUUCAGCGACGAUCAGAGAAUGUCCCAGACGGACUCGAUCAUUGGCUGGGUGGACUCACGCAGUGGCCGACCCUUCCUCAUGGACACCUGGGUGCUGGGCUAUGCUCCACCGAAACUGGACGAUCGCCAGGACAUCUACAACGCUUCCGGACGCAUCGAGAAGGGUGUAACAAUACUGGAGUUCAAUCGCAAGCGCGUCAGCAACGACGAGCAGGACCUUUCCUUCACGGACGACCAUUGCCUGUAUCUGUUCUUCCCAGUUUUGGGCGGAGCCUUCAAUGUGGUGAACAAGAAAAUAAGGAAACACGAACAGGUGCCACCAAUCUCUUCCCGUCGUGUUUGCAUAAAGUCCUGUGGCAAAGAACUGGAGGCCGUUUUCGUGGGCACCAGCACUCCGGCGCCCAGUCGCUUGGUCUACGCCGUGGGUGUCAAGCUAAUGAACCUGGGCGAGUCGUACGAGGCACCCAAGCCCGGAACCGUGGAGUUCAAUAACUUGGCAGCCACAAUUUCGGACUCCUUCAACGGCAUCCUCAGCUCGCUGAGUGGAUACUACAAAACUGAGAUCCUGGGAUUCGAGAAAGAGGGAAGCACCUUGAAGGCCAAGGUUCAGGCCAUGUUUGACAAGUCGGAUGUGGAAAAGUUGCACGAUCUGGACAAUAACACAGUGGACAAGAACGGAGAAGGGGCUGCCCAAAAGAAUGCCGAUGCGAUCCGCUCGGCACUGAAGGAUCAGAUCGCCACUGGUCGCGUGGGAUCGCUAACAGUGGAUCCUCAGUAUCUGGACUUUGAAGCCUUGGAAUACAAGAGCGCCUCGGAGCCCAGUGCCAAGGAGACGCUGCUCUCAUUCUUCGAUCUGUCCGAGACACGACUGUACAUUGUUCUGGGCCUGAUUGCCGCCCUAGUGCUCAUCGCCCUCAUCCAGGCUUUCUGCACCAUUUGGAAGACGUCCCGCAAAAGCAAAAGCACCAAGGAGAAGCUCAUCCAGAACUCACCGUGGAAGGAGUUUGCCUCAAACACCAACUACGCCUUCGAUCCGUACGGGGAGACGGAGGAAAAGCAGAUGAACGCCAACACAGCUAACAAGGAGAAGUCACGCCACCGACACCAGUCCACCACCAGCAGCCAGCAGACCACGUUGCCAAUGUCCCACUCGCCCACCAGCAAGUCCCAGAUGUACUACGAGAGUCCCAACGGCCAGGGUAAGAGCAGUGGCAGCCGCUCCAACGGACGAUCCACCCAGGAGAGCAGCGCCGUAGGGACCGGAGCUCCCUACUCCCGCAGCUCAUACGCGGAGCGGGCCUACUCGUUGCCCCGACAGGCGCACCACUAUCAGCAGAGUCCAGCUAGCAUGCAGCCCUCCGGCUAUUAUACCCACGAUCGCCGGGCGACCCGCCAAGGAAGUAGGGACCGGGAGCGAGAGCGGGAGCGUGAGCGAGAGGAGGAGCGUCGCCAUCGUCAAGACAGGGAUCGGGACUCUGGGUACGAUCGGUCGCGGGAUGAUCCCCGCCAAAACGGGGGAUCUGACACCCCCGACUUCUACUUCAUGCCCUCGCAACGCAAGUAUUCCGGCGAGGUGGUGCGCGUCUACGUGGACUACAACAAGGACCCGAAGCACUAAGCCCAAGGAGCCGCCUUCGAUAAUUUAAAGUCUCGUUUUAAGAUCUAAUCCGUCCCUUUUGUGUGGCAUUCCAAACAACACUCCAGCGCCGUACUGGAUAAAUACUAAAGAACCUACCUAGCUAAACAGCUUUGAACAAUUCGAAUGAAAAUGUCAAAAAUGUCUUGUCGGAGCUCUCCCCGUCCCUCGUUUUGAUUUUGCCAUAAAGCAGUUUGUGCUGCAGCGCUCCGGAUGCGCAAGCUUUACCACAAAAAACGCACAACGCAUGAUUCCGCAACUUAGAGAAUUGUAAAUAUUUUAUAGACACUACAGCUCUUACGAUUAUGUAAAUCAAAUCAAACAUGCUACACAAAUACACAAAAAAUGAUCAAGCUAUCAUUACAAUUAGGAACUAAGUACAUUCAGAAUGUUUUCGCAUUAUAUUAUUACCCGUAAAUGUGCAAAGAAACAUAGUCACUGUAUUUAAUCAAAUUAAAUAUAUGCAUUAAGUAAAUACAAAA
This is a messenger RNA of Drosophila bipectinata, 5600 nucleotides long. RefSeq names its product nahoda (gene nahoda). The record is from RefSeq and is a predicted model, not a curated record. Lineage: Eukaryota; Metazoa; Arthropoda; Insecta; Diptera; Drosophilidae.